UAAUUUCUAAUAUAAUCAGUUACCAUUGAAAUAGGGAAAAAAUUUACUGUAAUUUACACGAUAUCAAGCGCAUGAGUUCAAGUAAGCAUGAGUCAGAAAAAACGGCCAAUAAAUUGAAAAUAUGGUUGACAAUGGGAAAUUUUCUCCAAUCAGUGCUUCCAGAAGUGGGAGUAUAACAGAGAUUCCAGAGGAUGAAUAUUACGAUCCAUAUCUCAAAAAACAACCUAAGACACCGAGUAUUACGAGCACUCAAGCUUUUUUUCUUCUCAUUCAGGCAGUUGUUGGAACUGGAAUACUCCAGGCAGUUUUUGUUUUUCGUCAAGGUUGGAUAACGGGCAUUAUACUGACUGCAUUAAUUGGCAUUAUAUGUACUCAUUGUCUUCAUAUUUUGUUCCAGGCUAAAUAUAGGCUAUGCAAAACACUGAAAAUACCACAUCUCAAAUAUGCACAAUCAGUUGAAAGAGCAUUCGAAAUGGGACCACCAAGUAUUAGACAAUUUUCAAGGCUAUCGCAUUACGUAGUUGAUGUUUGUUUCAUACUGUGCCAACUGGGAUUGUGUUGCAUUUUCGCUUCCAUGGCUUUGAGCUUGACGCCAGUGGUAGAUGGUUUAAUCAGAAGUUUUCUCGCAUUCAAAGUAGACAUAUCAACCCUAUUUUCCGUAUCAUUAUUACCCUUAAUAUUGGCAAGGUUCAUGAAAGAUUUGAAUGUGGUGGCCAACUUAUGUGUACUUGGGGUGGUAUUCCUACUGGCAUCAUCUGCGGUUAUUCUUGUUUUUCUGCUUCAGGAUCCGAGACCCUUCGGCAGUUUUGAAAUGUUCGAAAUUGAUGUGAAGACUCUGCCAAUUUAUAUAGGAACUUUGGUGUUUUCAAUGCAAGCAGUCACAGUCGUAACGCACAUUGAUGACAAUCUGGAAUCACCAAAAGCAUUUUCCAGACCAUGUGGUAUCAUAACAAUUGGGAUGUUUUUGAUAAUUGUCGUACAAUGCAUUCUGGGCUUUUUGGUCUAUUGGAGAUUCGAUAACGACGGUCUCACCAUCUCAACAAUUCCUAUUUUCUUCGUCACGAAUGAUAUACUUGUAGUUUGUACGGCGUUCUAUAUGGUCGACACAUAUAUUAGCUACGGACUUCACGAGUUUAUUUAUGUUAACAUUAUUUGGAAUAAAUUAGAGAACAGAUGUUGGUGCACAAGAUUUUUAUGGUGUUCAUUACCUAUUAUUCUUUCGGGUGUAUACAUGGCUGCUAGAACUUACACAGAAUCCUUAUUACCAGAGUGUAUCAUAACCAUCAUACUAGGAACAACGGUGCCAAUUUUGGGAAUAAUUUUUCCUGCCUUAAUGGAUAUUUCAUUGAACUGGCCUAAUAAUUUUCGACGGGCCAAACUUAUUCAUUUCAAAAAUAUUUUUUUGGUAAUUUUUGGUCUAUCUGCUAUAUUUUGUUCUUUGGUAUAUUGUUUUUUACCUUCCAAUUUUUAGAAUAAAAUUAAAUAGUUUUUAAAU
Coccinella septempunctata (seven-spotted ladybird) is the source of this 1495-nucleotide messenger RNA. Its product is annotated as proton-coupled amino acid transporter-like protein CG1139. Gene Ontology annotation, biological process: amino acid transmembrane transport. The record is from RefSeq and is a predicted model, not a curated record. Bases 122 to 1471 code for a protein of 449 amino acids. Gene Ontology annotation, molecular function: amino acid transmembrane transporter activity. The transcript has 8 exons. Gene Ontology annotation, cellular component: vacuolar membrane. Lineage: Eukaryota; Metazoa; Arthropoda; Insecta; Coleoptera; Coccinellidae.